AUGGCAUCUCCCUCGCAGGCUCUGCCCACGAAAGUGGUCGCAGGCGUGACCGUUCCCGACACGCCGCUCAUCACCAAAGCCCUCGACUAUGUGCGCAAGUACUCGACCGACGACACGUACAACCACAUCGUCCGCUCGUUCCUCCUCGGCUUCAUCAUCGCUGACAAGGUCCUACCUGACCGCGACCGCGAAGCCCAUGCUGUCGCCGCCAUCAUGCACGACCUGGGCUUCCCUAUCGGCCACCCGCCGCACUCGGACAUUAUUUCCAAGGACAAGCGGUUCGAGGUCGAUGGGGCCAACGCGGCGCGGAAAUUCUUGACGGCUGAGGCUCCGGACUGGGACAAACACCGGCUGCAGCUGGUCUGGGAUGCCAUUGCCCUGCACACUAUCGGGUCCAUCGUGUUUGAGAAAGAGCCCGAGGUCCAGGCGUGCAGUUAUGGGAUAUGGGCAGACUUUCAGGGUCCUGACCGGGUGCCUGGUGGGUUGUUGAGCUGGGACGAAUAUAACCCCGUGGUCAAGGAAUAUCCCCGACUCGGCCUCAUGAAGGGCCUGAAAGCCAACAUGUGCCACCUGUGCGAACUGAAACCCGAGACCACCUACGACAACACGGUGGGCGAGUGGGGAGACCGCUACGUCGAGGGAUACAGCAGGAAGGGGAAAUUGACGCAGGAUCUGCUCGAGACGUGCAACCUCGACGACUUGUAG
Messenger RNA from Fonsecaea nubica, 705 nucleotides. RefSeq lists its product as hypothetical. The record is from RefSeq and is a predicted model, not a curated record. The transcript is spliced from 2 exons. NCBI's taxonomy places the organism in Eukaryota, Fungi, Ascomycota, Eurotiomycetes, Chaetothyriales, Herpotrichiellaceae. Bases 1 to 705 code for a protein of 234 amino acids.